Molecule: messenger RNA, 1063 nt
Organism: Sipha flava (yellow sugarcane aphid)
Lineage: Eukaryota; Metazoa; Arthropoda; Insecta; Hemiptera; Aphididae
Product: potassium channel subfamily K member 1-like
Biological process (GO): potassium ion transmembrane transport; stabilization of membrane potential
Cellular component (GO): membrane
Molecular function (GO): potassium ion leak channel activity
Source: RefSeq, a predicted model, not a curated record
AUGAUUCAAUGGAGAAUUUUAUAAAAGAAGUUUUAGCUGCCAGUAACAGAGGUGUUUCAGCAGCUAAAAAUGUGUCCGGAGAACCCAAUUGGAGUUUUGGACAAUCCUUGUUUUUCGCUUGUACCGUGAUCACAACCAUUGGUUAUGGCCACGUUACUCCGUUGUCUCAAGAAGGCAAGUUGUUCUGCAUGCUAUACGCUCUUUUCGGCAUACCCCUCACGCUGGUGCUAUUGACCGCGCUGGUCGACCGGCUGAUGAUACCCACGACCAAGUACCUGCACUUCCUUAACAGUCGUCUGGGACACCUGUACCCGCCGUUCACCAUCCGACUGUUACACUUCGGCACCAUUCUGGGCACGUUGAUUUUUCUCUUUCUGUUGCUGCCCGCUGCCAUAUUCACGUACGUGGAGCCCGAAUGGAACUACAUGGACUCGUUGUACUAUUGUUUCAUAUCACUCACCACUAUCGGUCUUGGAGACUACAUCCCGGGUGACGCGCCGGAUCAAAAGUACCGACCGUUGUACAAACUUAUAAUAACCGGCUAUUUGGUUGUGGGACUCGUAUGCGUGAUGUUGACGCUGUCUAUUUACUACGACAUCAGACAGUUAAACUUUGGUGUUCUGUUCAUGUUGGAAAACGACGAAGCCCGAUCAAUCGACCCGGAAAAAAUGCGUUUACAAGAGUCCGGUACAAACAGGACCAAAUACACGAACGAAAAAGACUCGCCAACAAGCUUGGACGAUACAACGCCCAUACACAGUAUUCCUUAAAUGUAUAGAUAACCUCCAUUCGAACUACAAGAAUAAUUGAAAAUAAUUGUUGUCAUCGCAUUUCGUCUAAAACUGUUAUUUAUUUAAUUUUUUUAUUUAAUUUAUUUUUGAUGGAAAUGCUGGGAUCACUAGCAAAACGACUUAUAUAUGCUGUACGCAAUGAUGACAGUUACUACUCUACACAUACAUAUAUAUUUAUAUGUAUAUAUAUUCGACCAAAACCAAAAUCUCUAUCCUCAAAUAAAAUAUUAUAAUCAUUAUUAUAUUAUAUAAAUACUAUAUUACUAUAAAUG